UUGGGGCAAAAAGACUAAAUCUGGCCCCAUACACCCACGGUAGUACUAACAGUGAAGGCCAGGAUUUUUGAGGGCCGCUAGAGCCGAUGUCUGGAUUUUUAUCAGACGAGUGCGCCUAGCCUAGAGGUGAGUCCUGCGCAUGCCGACAGCACUUUCUGCGCAUGAUAUUAUAGCCCCACCCACAUUUCCACGGAAACCGGAGCCAUGCCAAAGAAGGGAAAGAAAUCGGACAAGAAAGGCAAGGGAAAGAAAGGGGGAAAUGACGAGGAGGAGAAAGAGGUGGAAAAGAAACCGUUCGAGGCUCCAGACAGCACCAACAAGGAGCUGGAACUGCAGAAAGAGCUGGGUGAGCUUGACACGGAGCUAGACACUCUGAAAAAGCAGGUCAAAGAGCUGAGGGAAGAGAAUGAGUGGCUACAGGAGGAGGCUGAGAAGACAAAGCUAGAGAGUGUGAGUCGAACGGCCUUUGAUUACUGCAUCAGUAGUAAUGUGGGUAGUGUGGAAUGUUUCGCUGCAGCAAGACUACCAGACGUAUGUCUCCCGGAAAGCCAAGAAGCGUGAGGAUCUCGUGACGUCUCUGACAGAGUACCACCAGCAAGAGCUGCAGAAGAUCCAGGCAGAGAGAGAGGCCCUCAUCAAGAAGUUUGAGGAAAAGAAAACUAAUUUGAGCAUGGUUUUGCUGGAGAAGGAGCAAGAGUUAUCUCGAGUGGAGGGAGAGCUAGAGAAACUUCAGCCUUUCAAGGAGCAACAGGUUCGCCAGGAGCAGGAGAUAAGUUCCCUGGAGAGAGAGCUGGAGGAGGCGAGGUUCUGCCACGAGAACUACGUGAGGCAGCUCAAGACUCAGUUCCUGCAGGAGAGGAGAGCCUACGAUGCUCAGAUGGCCACCCGGGUCAGAGUCAUGACCCAGAGAGCCAGCCAGCAAGCUUCAAAGUGUCUGGAAGAGCACACGGUGAAGAUCCGCUCAGAGAACAAGCAGCUGCGAGCGGAGCUGAAGCAGCUCAUCGAAACCACCAACGACCUGCAGCUCCAGAAGAAACGACUCUCCCGACAGUACAACACUCUAUUAAGAGAGCACCAGCUGAACCAAGACUUGCAGAGACUGAGUGUGUAUGGUACUACUAGGUCAACGGGGUGGGGGAGAGGGAAUGAGGGAGGGAGGAACGGUAGAACAUUGCCUGAAAUAUCCUCUCCACACACUUCCUCUGUCCUGCAGUAGAUGGUUUUUUAUGCAUAGUUUCGCAACAUGUGACUUGCGGUACAGCGGGAAACACACAUCAGCUGUCAUGAGCUCCACCAGUGAAAAUAAUUUUGGGUGGGUUAGUAUGCUGGUGCAUGGCCAGCAAUUCGUAAAAGUAUUCUCCAUGAAAUUUUGCU
Geodia barretti is the source of this 1374-nucleotide messenger RNA. The record is from the annotation of a GenBank genome assembly. NCBI's taxonomy places the organism in Eukaryota, Metazoa, Porifera, Demospongiae, Tetractinellida, Geodiidae.